AUGAGCGGCCCAAUCCCGGAUGCCUCCCAAGGCGAAGCGCAAAACAAUGGGGUCGAAAAAGAAGCCGUAGUCUUCAGUCGAAGUGACGAGGAUGUCGCUGCCCAGACCACCGUCGGCCUACAGCGCCAGCUCAAAGCCCGUCAUCUGAGCAUGAUAGCACUUGGAGGAGCACUGGGAACAGGUCUGGUCAUUGGCACAGGUGCUGGCUUGGCUCGAGCCGGUCCGGCUCCCAUUCUCAUCACCUACUCCCUCGUCGGCUUCGUCGUCUACCUCGUCCUCGGCGCUCUCGGAGAGAUGGCCACCUGGAUUCCCCUCGAGAGUGGCUUUUCUGGAUACACGUCUCGAUAUGUCGAUCCGGCCAUGGGCUUUGCUGUUGGCUACUGCUAUUGGUUCAAGUACCUCUUCCUCCCGCCUGCUCAGCUGACUGCUGCCGCCCUCGUUCUGGAAUACUGGGUUCCGCGCGAGCGUGUCAAUCCCGGCGUCUGGAUUGCCAUCUUCCUCGUCGUUAUCGUCUUCAUCAAUCUUUUUGGCGUCGCUGUCUUUGGCGAGAUGGAGUUCUAUCUUAGUGCCAUCAAGAUUUUGGUCGUCCUCGGAAUUCUCAUUCUCUCCCUCAUUCUCGUCUGCGGCGGCGGUCCGAAUCAUCAUACCUACGGCUUCCACUAUUGGUCCAAACCUGGAGCGUUUAAUCCUUACAUCGGGAGCGGAAAUUCUGGUCGCUUUCUCGCCAUUCUUUCUGUCCUCGUCACCGCAACUUACGCCUUUCUCGGCACCGAGCUGAUCUGCAUUACAUUCGGCGAGGCCGCGAACCCGCGACGAAACAUCCCGCGCGCCAUCCGUCUGACGUUCUACCGCAUUCUCGUCUUCUAUAUUCUCUCUAUCCUCUUUCUUGGCAUGCUCGUUCCCUACAGCUCCGAUAAACUCAAGACUGCCAUCUCGAAAUCCACGUCUGCAGACGCCUCGCCCUUUGUGGUGGCCUUCAGAAUUGCUGGCGUCAAAGUUAUUCCCGGAUUCCUCAACGCAUGCUUCCUCAUCUUCGUCUUUUCCGCUGCCAACUCUGACCUCUACAUCGCGUCUCGAACCAUCUACGGUCUGGCCGCUGAGGGACUCGCACCCCGGUUCCUCGCCCACACCACUCGAAACGGUGUCCCCAUCUACUCAUUACUGCUCUCGAGCGUGUUUGCCUGCAUUGGCUUCCUCAAUGUUCACACUUCGUCUGCUACUAUUUUCAACUACUUCACCAAUCUGGUAACCGUCUUCGGGAUCCUCACCUGGAUCUCGGUGCUGGUGACGCAUAUCUUCUUUGUGCGCGCACGUCGGGCACAGGGAAUUCCCGACUCGUCCCUCAAUUAUGUCGCACCAUUUGGACUCUGGGGAACAUAUGGUGGCCUUGCCGUGUGCAUCUUCAUUGCCUUAUGCAAAAACUACAGCGUCUUUGUUCACUCGUCUAAGACAAGCGGUCAUUACGGCAACUUCGACUAUAAGAACUUCAUCACUGGCUAUCUGGGUAUCCCGAUAUAUCUUGUCAUGCUUUUUGCGUUCAAGUUCAUCAAGAAAUCUAGAGGUGUCGGGCCCCGUGAGGCAGAUCUGUUCAGCGGUAAGAAGGAGGUUGAUGACGAGGAGAUAGAGUAUCUAGAGCUGGAGAAGCAAGCUGCGAGGGCCAGAGGGACAAACGUUUCGAGGAUGUACAGAUUUGUUUCAUGGCUAUUUUAG
Messenger RNA from Grosmannia clavigera kw1407, 1710 nucleotides. RefSeq names its product amino acid permease. The transcript has 3 exons. Lineage: Eukaryota; Fungi; Ascomycota; Sordariomycetes; Ophiostomatales; Ophiostomataceae. Gene Ontology annotation, biological process: amino acid transmembrane transport. Gene Ontology annotation, molecular function: amino acid transmembrane transporter activity. Gene Ontology annotation, cellular component: membrane. The record is from RefSeq and is a predicted model, not a curated record. The coding region runs from base 1 to 1710 and encodes 569 amino acids.